CCCAUUUCACCGUAAUAUCUGUAUAUAAAUCGGCAGUUAAAGAAACCCUAAGGUUUUUCGUACUAGCUAAAUACACAAGUCUGUUGGCCGCUAUUUCUCAUUUAGACACAGAUCUUCCAAUCUUACAGCAAUGACAAAGCGGACAAAGAAGGCUGGUAUUGUUGGCAAAUAUGGUACCCGUUAUGGUGCCAGUCUGCGUAAGCAGAUUAAGAAGAUGGAGGUUAGUCAGCACAGCAAAUUUUUCUGUGAAUUCUGUGGCAAGUACGCUGUGAAGAGGAAGGCUGUCGGAAUUUGGGGUUGCAAGGACUGCGGCAAAGUCAAAGCAGGCGGUGCUUACACUUUGAACACUGCUAGUGCUGUGACUGUGAGGAGCACAAUCAGAAGGCUGAGGGAACAAACCGAGAGUUAAGCAUUAUUACGAAGCCUAUGUCACUAUUUUUAGGAUAUUCGCACUCUUGUUUUAGCGAUAGGCUACUUCGAAAUAUUUUGAGUUUGUUAAACCUAAUUUUCUUUAAAAGAGUUGAUUUUCAUCUAUGUAGUGUUCUUAACAUGGAAUUGAAAUCUCAUGAAUUUGAACCUCUUCAUUUGGUGCUUA
Mercurialis annua (annual mercury) is the source of this 595-nucleotide messenger RNA. RefSeq names its product 60S ribosomal protein L37a. Gene Ontology annotation, molecular function: structural constituent of ribosome. The transcript is spliced from 4 exons. NCBI's taxonomy places the organism in Eukaryota, Viridiplantae, Streptophyta, Magnoliopsida, Malpighiales, Euphorbiaceae. Gene Ontology annotation, cellular component: ribosome. Gene Ontology annotation, biological process: translation. The record is from RefSeq and is a predicted model, not a curated record. Bases 131 to 409 code for a protein of 92 amino acids.